CAUUUUGAUGGCACAUAGGUGAAUGACACUUCAGAAAGUUGCUGAUCAGGAACACUGGCCCUCCACAAAACUGAAACCUACACAGUAUAGACUGUAGAGUACAAAUAAAUAGGAGCUCUCUCUGUGCUGUCAGUGCAUUCCCUUUAUAUUGUAUCUGAGUUUUGUUUAGUUUGUUGCAAAGACACAUUUAAUUAAUGAGAGAGAGAGAGAGAGAGAGAGAGAGAGAGAGAGAGAGAGAGAGAUAUGACCGUGGGUGGGAUUCGAGUCUGGGUCACAUACUUUAUUCUUUUAAUUAAUGCACAUCAAGGGAGAUUGGCAUGCAAGCUUCACAUACAUUAUUGGGACAUAUCUGAUUAAACAGGCAUAGCCUAUGAUGAGCGCAUACUAUACUAAGAUAUGGAGUAGAUAAGGGAGAUGACAGUGUCUGCUCACUAGUGGUGUGGGAGAAAUGUACAUACACGUAGACAAUACCUGCUAUACGGCUUGUCUUUACAGUUAAGUUUAGUACAUCUCUGCAGAGGUCACAUAUCAGAAAAGUCUGUGCCCCACGAGACAACUAUCCAUUCAGUCACUUAUAUCAAAGGAAAGCAGAACAAACUGGCCUUAGUCAAAUGACAGUGCUUUCAGAGAAGAUCUGCUUAUUUUAGUUUCAAUUCUGCAUGUCUGGAUAUAGACAGAUCAUGCUAUUGAUAGAAAAGGUUACUGACAGAUCAUGUUGUUCUUUAUAAAGCACAUUUCCCUUAGAAUGGUUGAUUUAAGGGACUUGUUAUGUUAUGUUAUGCUGAUUAGUCGUUCAGUACUUGGAGUGGUCGUUGGUGAAAGAGGAGCGCUCGGAUAAGGCCUAUCAGCCGAGCAGGUGUGAUAACCCCCACUCUUCUCACCUCAUCUCUAAAGACGAAAUCACAUCAGAAACGCUCCAGUCCGAUUCCAUUUAACCCCAGUUUACACCUAUAAACCACAACGUAGCACAUGAUUGUAUGUGUGUGUCCCUGAGUGUGUUUGUGUCUGAAUGUGUGAGUGCAUGUGUGUAUACCCUCUCAUAUAAGAUAAGACUCUUUAAGUUGUAUCAUCUUUACUCCAGGCACCAUUGGAAUCAAAAGAACACAUUUCAUUUGUUGCAUAGCAACUGCCAGUUAAAAAAGUCUGCUGUCACAAAAGUUAAGUGUGGGAUAUAAUGUGAAAAAUGCCAUGAAUGCUAUUAUCAGAGAGGGUUAAAGCGGAGUAAUGAAGGAUCUUUGCUAUUAUCAUGAUAUAUGAUGAUGAGACAUGAUCAGAGCUCGUCUGGUAAAUCUGAGCACGAAAAGAAUGCCAUCUGAUCUUGUCUUUCUAGUAACGGCUGUAUGAGGUCUCUCCUUACAAGACAGAGCUGACUGGGUUUUAGUGAAGCAUUACUGCCUACUGCCCAGGGCACUUAGAUCAGAUCCAUUAGCGUCUGCACUGUACUCUCCCAGAGCCCCUCCCACUGGCAGUCAGUCUUUACAGGAAAGUGAAACUGAGUGGCAGUCAGUCAGACUGCUGUUGUGUAUUGCACAGUCACGGUCACAGUCACUCAGACUGGGAUAUAUCUGGUAUGUGGUUACAACUAGUGCUUGAGUAGCUUUAUUAGGUUACUGGGAGGUAAAUAAGCCUGUGGGUCUGACGGAACAACGCUUGUGGAGAUUGUGGUUUGCUUAUAUCAUUCAAGGGGAACGCUAUGGCUUCAAAACUGGAGGCAGAUCUGCACUGUCCCGUGUGCUAUGACAUCUUCAAAGAUCCAGUCAUCCUGACCUGCACUCACAGCGUCUGCAAAGCCUGUCUGGAGCAGUUCUGGCAGACUAAACCGUCCAGAGAGUGUCCGGUCUGCAGGACGAUAUCGGGGCCGCAAGACGAGCCUCUAACUAACCUCAUACUGAAGAAUCUGUGUGAGUCUUUAGUGAAGGGGAGAGGUGAGAGAGCCUCGAUAGGGUCUGAGGUACGCUGCCGUCCCCACAAUAAGAAACUCAAGGUCUACUGCCGGGAGGAUAGAGAGCUGGUGUGUCUGCUGUGUCGAGACUCAAAACAGCACCUUAACCACCACUUCUGUACUCUAGACGAAGCUGUACUGGAACAUAAGAGGAAGAUAGAGGCCAGCCUAAAGCCUAUACAGGAGAAACUGAAAGCCUUUAAAGAAGCAAAGAUGAUCAGUGACAAAACAGCAAAAAAGAUUAAGACUCAGGUCCAGCAAACAGAGAAGCAGAUCAAGGAUGAAUUUGAGAAGCUUCACCAGUUUCUUCGAGACGAAGAGGCAGCCAGGCUAGCUGCACUGAGUGAGGAAGAGGAGCAGAAGAGUCAGAUGAUAAAGGAGAAGAUUAAGAAGUUGAGCAGAGAGAUCUCAUCUCUUUCAGACACAAUCAGAACCAUAGAAGAGGAGAUGGAAUCUGAUGAUGUCUCAUUUAUGCUUAACUACAACACCACAGCUGAAAGAGCCCAGUGCACACUACAGUAUCCAGAGAGGAUUACAGGUCCACUGCUCCACGUGGCAAAGCACCUGGACAACCUGCGAUUCAGAGUCUGGGAGAAGAUGCAGGACAUGAUUGAAUACGCUCCUGUGACUCUGGAUCCAAACACUGCAUACCCACAACUCCUCCUGUCCGAGGAUCUGACCAGUGUGACAUGGGAAGACGAGGAGCAGCAGCUUCCUGAUAACCAGGAGAGAUUUGAUACGUACUCCAGCGUGCUGGGCUCCGAGGGCUUUGACUCAGGAACACGCUGCUGGGACGUGGAGGUUGGGGACAGUGAUGAUUGGGCGGUCGGUGUGAUGGCAGAGUCUGGCCAGAGGAAAGGUAGAAAUAUGGACGAGAAUGUCACCAAACGCUGGAUUGUACGCCACUCUGAUAACGAGUACACGGCACGUUCCGGAAUGGUGUCCUUCCUGCGUGUGCUAUUUGAUAGGUCAGUCAUUCCCAUCAGAGUCGAGCAGAACCCUCAGAGGAUCAGAGUGGAGCUGGACAGAGACAGAGGAAGGGUUUCAUUCUCCGACCCUGAUAAUGACACACACCUGCACACGUUCACACACACUUUCACCGAGAGAGUGUUUCCUUACUUUAGCUCCACGUCUCCCAUGAAGAUCUCACUGAGAAAGCCGGCCAUAACAUUUGAGCAGCACAGGAGAGGGAGAGGGCAGCUGAAAUGUCUCCCACAGUGGAGAGUGCCCGACUUGAGGGUCUACACAUGUCUGAAUGGCAAUGAGCUGGAGAGAUAAGCUUCAAAAUUCAGUUAAUCUCUGAGAUUCCGUCUCAGUGAUUGUCUUCCUUGUUACUCCUGUUUUCCAUUGGUUCCUUCCUCACUGAAUUCCAUCUGCAACGUUAGCCUUGUUUAUACUGUGGGCCAUCAGCCCAGGAACUUUGGCCUAGGCUUACGAGCUCCGGGACUAGGGUGUAAGUGUUUACAUUGUCAGGUGUCAUGUGACAACCCCCAGAGAUGAUGCUCAACAUUUCAUGAACACUCAAACUUUACACACCUUUUUACAACCAUAAUGUACACUGUAAUUGAGUGCUAAAUGUAUGCAAACAGUGUUAGUCCGUUAUCUAGCAAAUAUGUAACUGCAACUCGUCGACAGAACUGUGAUAGCUACCACUGUAACAGUCAAUGGUUCCUUUCUCACCGGCUGUGCGGUGGCAAAUGUCAGAUGUGUAUAUGUCCAUCCCAGAAGUACAGAAUUGAAUAGUCUUCUCUAAGGAUGGGAUAGGCCAGGCUGAACUGACCUGAGUCUCACCAGUCAAGUGUUUGCACUUGCUCUACACUAAGGACAGGGUGCCCUUCCACGAGGAAGCCACCCUCGACUAAGAGCUUGUUUUCAAUGGAGAUCUCUCCUGAAGUGGAGGGACUGUAAAUCCAGGAAAUAGAUCCUUGAUAGCAUUAUUGUAUGGCCAGCUUUAUCAGUAUAGCUUAAGUAUUGCAUUUGUAAAAUACAUUUUCUACAUCUGUAAAAUUUUACUUUGUAAUAUUGUGUUUUAUUAUUGUUUAAUUAAUUUGCGGUUGGAUUUUAUUUCAUAAGGAGUGCUUGUAUAUUCCAAUUUAUUUCCAGACCAGAAUUCUUAUUGCAGUGCAUAUCUCGUAGGCAUGGUGAAGGGUAUGUGAUGAUGUGGGGCAAUUUUAAUUCCCAAGGCCAAGGGGACUUCAUCAGGAUGCUGGAUGCUUAGUACCCUGGAUCCAUAAAACAACUGGCCUUUAGAAGUAAAAAUGUGUCUGCCUCUAUGGGAAUUUCACAUAGCGGUGUAUAUACUUAUGCCUCCUGUAUUUUUUUUUGCGAUACAUUAUUCAAUCAUAAAGAAAAUUGGUGGCCUUAAAGGAUGGAUUUUUUCCUCAUUUUAAAAUUAAGGCAUUAAGAUCAAUUUCCGAAAUGUUAUUCCUCUUUUUAGUCAGCUUUAGCAUGGGUUCACAAACUUUCAAGCAACACUGUAUGUUUGAUGACAAUCAUGAUUGAGAAAGUCAAAAUAUGAAAUUAAACCUGUAGCUAAAUAAAAUACAUUUUGUUAAUGGUUUUCUUUGAGAGGGAGGAAAUAUAAUGAAUGAAUAUUUCAUGUUGUUGUUGUUGCGGUGGUACCCAGAAGAGCCUCGUGGCUCGAGACUGGGGUGCGCUGACUGAGUGGGUUAGGCUGACUGAGAGGGUUAGGCUGACUGAGUGGGUUAGGCUGACUGAGUGGGUUAGGCUGACUGCUGACUGCCCUCUCUCUCUGCUAUUCUCGACAUGGCAGCCAUGUAUGACGACGAAGACUCUGGUCAUCUGGGGAGGGGCAUGAAGAUGCGGACAACA
Messenger RNA from Sardina pilchardus (European sardine), 4774 nucleotides. RefSeq names its product zinc-binding protein A33-like. NCBI's taxonomy places the organism in Eukaryota, Metazoa, Chordata, Actinopteri, Clupeiformes, Clupeidae. The transcript has 6 exons. Gene Ontology annotation, molecular function: zinc ion binding; protein binding; ubiquitin protein ligase activity. The coding region runs from base 1694 to 3220 and encodes 508 amino acids. The record is from RefSeq and is a predicted model, not a curated record. Gene Ontology annotation, biological process: protein ubiquitination. Gene Ontology annotation, cellular component: cytoplasm.